This is a messenger RNA of Prosopis cineraria, 1162 nucleotides long. RefSeq lists its product as uncharacterized. Gene Ontology annotation, cellular component: cytoplasm; eukaryotic translation initiation factor 3 complex. The transcript has 2 exons. Bases 73 to 978 code for a protein of 301 amino acids. Lineage: Eukaryota; Viridiplantae; Streptophyta; Magnoliopsida; Fabales; Fabaceae. Gene Ontology annotation, molecular function: RNA binding; translation initiation factor activity. The record is from RefSeq and is a predicted model, not a curated record.
AGACCACGAGUAGAUUGCAAUACACUCGACCUCCCACCGCUCGCAGUCGCGGUGACCGUCAGGGAAGGAAGCAUGGCGUUGUCCAAAACGGCAGGACCCGUUCCGGUGGCCUCCAUCCCUUCUCAACCGGCAAAGCUACGAUGGGGCGAGCUUGAUGAGGACGAUGGUGAGGAUCUUGACUUUUUACUGCCGCCGCGACAGGUCAUAGGUCCUGACGAGAACGGGAUAAAGAAGGUCAUUGAGUACAAAUUCAAUGAAGACGGCAAUAAGGUCAAGAUCACAACCACCACCCGGACUCGAAAGCUUGCUAAUGCUCGCCUCAGCAAACGAGCCAUCGAGAGGCGAUCCUGGGCUAAGUUUGGCGAUGCUGUUCAUGAGGAUGUUGGUAGCAGGCUCACUAUGGUAUCCACAGAAGAGAUCCUGCUCGAACGACCUAGGGCCCCUGGUAGCAAACCAGAAGAACCAAAGGUUGCCGGAGACCCGUUAGCACAAUUCCAGAAAGGUGCUGUUCUCAUGGUCUGUAGGACUUGUGGGAAGAAGGGUGACCACUGGACUUCAAGGUGUCCUUACAAAGAUCUUGCCCCACCAGUCGAGGGAUUUGUUGAUAAGCCUGCAGCUUCUGAAGCUGCAACUGCUGCUUCUGGUCCAGCUAAGGGAGCAUAUGUUCCUCCUGGCCUGAGAGCUGGUGCGGAAAGAACUGGAUCAGACAUGCGCCGUCGGAAUGAUGAAAAUUCUGUACGUGUCACCAAUCUCUCAGAAGACACGAGAGAACCUGAUUUACUCGAACUGUUCCGUCCUUUUGGUGCUGUAAGCAGGGUCUAUGUUGCUAUUGAUCAAAAGACCGGCAUGAGCAGAGGAUUUGGCUUUGUUAACUUUGUUAACAGGGAAGAUGCACAGAGAGCUAUUAACAAGCUCAAUGGAUAUGGGUACGACAAUCUCAUCCUCAGAGUUGAAUGGGCCACCCCAAGGACAAACUAAAUUGUGUUAUUGCCCCUGUUUUGAGACAAUAUUGUGAAUGUCAAUCUAGUUUUGCAACCAACACGAUGUAUUUUCUGCAUCGUGUUGAGAUUUUUCUUUUCAUUUUUUCAGAAGACGACGUGCACAUUUUUUGCCUUGUUAAUCACUGGUAUGAGAGUGGUGCCCCCACCCCCCCUUUUUUUUC